Molecule: messenger RNA, 3046 nt
Organism: Magallana angulata
Lineage: Eukaryota; Metazoa; Mollusca; Bivalvia; Ostreida; Ostreidae
Exons: 7
Coding region: 142-2328 (728 amino acids)
Source: RefSeq, a predicted model, not a curated record
CCACUAAUUUACCUAAUCAUCUUAGGAAUCGUUUUGUUUAAAAUACUGGAAUUUCCCAUACCUUGGAUUAGUUUCGUUUUGGCUGCCUGGAGAGAGAUUGACAAGCAGUGCUGAUUACAUGGCAUUCUGCAGCCACCAAUAAUGUCAUAUCCUGGUAGUAGCUAUCCCUCGUCCUACAAGAGAUACAUUCCUGUAAGUACAGAUCUUGGUAACCGUUAUGGUAAUACAACGAGUACCAGUAGUACACUGAGUACCGGACUCACACCUACAGGAGCCAGUGGUUACAGGGGAGAUAGGAGAUGGACGGGGGAGUCUGGUACAACCUCAAAUCUGACCACAAAGCUCGGAGAACUAGAAAUACAUGGUUCUGGAGAAAACUCUAAACUUCCAAUCACAGACCCUAGAAGAAAUUUUUCAUCCUCACUCUACUCCUCAUCCAACCAUGAACAAGAUAAGCUUGUCAAUGAUAUGUUUACAUCAAAACGGUCACCAGCACCCUCCCCCUCACCUUCAAAUUUGCGACAGGAGGAAGGAGAUAAACCAGAUCCCGUUGAUCCCAGGUCCUCACUGAGGAAACUUUUGGACUGUGUCAAAGAACUGCAAGAUCUGGAUGUUGAAAAAUGUUUGAAUGACUACAGGAUGAUAAAGGAAGCCAGUGAUCCUAUGGCUCUUACGAAGGAAGAGGAAUACGCCAAAUCGAAUAAAUCAUUACCCAGAAUGGAAAGCCAUGACGAUGUGAAAGAUCACCUCAGGAAAGAAGUUCGUGAACUUCAAACAAAAGUAUCUACUUUAGAAAAUCAAAAUGCGACUUAUAAGCAAGAGAUCGAAAGAAUAAAAAAUGAAUAUAGAGAGAAAAAAGAUGCUUUUAGGCUAAAGUGCAAAGAAGCAUUGGAACAAAAAGUCGCAGAGGCUCUUGAAAAAGAGACAAACUUUCAAGAGCAGAUUGACAAUCUGAACAGGCAAUUGAAAUUAAAAGAAGACUAUAUAGUAGAAAUAAGAAAGGCUUUAAGCGAACUUCGUGUUGAAAAAGACCAAGUAGAAAAGGAAAAAACAGAGGCCUUAACUCGACUAAGUAAGGAAAUGAGCUCAAAAUUAAAUGACAAAAACCCCAACAUCACAGACCUUAGUGAUUCCAACCGCCCGACAAAGAUUGCAGAGAAGUACAACGAACUAUACGACAACGAGUGGACGGAUGCUCUAGAAGAGCUGACAGAAGAACGCUACCGAGAGGAAGGUGCUAUUGCAGAAUUACUGGCAUGUGUACAAGCAGCCUAUUCCUUCUGUCAAAAGGCAGCAUCAAACCAGAUUGAAAACUUGAGAAGAGCAUUGACUAAUCCUGGUUUGUUGCUUGGAAGCCAUGGUUCAAGUGCUGCACAAUCAGUAAAUCCUGAAACAGAGAAAAUGCUGGAAGAAGUUAGAAAAUCACAAAAGAUAUCUGGAGAUGUUCUUUUGAAGGAAUUUGAACGUGAAACAAGUUUUAAAGGGUUAUAUAAAACAACGAUUCCACUUUUCACUGUUAAAUGCUUGGAGCUCUGCUGGUUGAUGAACAUGCACAAUCCUCCUGUUGCCCUUGGUCUUCCUCUAGCUAAAGAUUCAAAGUUUGAUGGCACUUUUUACAAAGAAUAUACCAGAACAGGGACCACUGUUGAUUUUGUAGUAUGGCUUCCACUUUUGCUACAUAAAAAUGGUCCCCUUCUUCAAAAAGGGGUUCUUCAGCCCAAUCCAUCCUUCAGCAGAUCUCUCCGCCAGAAACCUCUCAGUGCACCAGCCAAUUUGUCAAAAUCUAGGCGUAACAAGGAACAAUCUGAUACCAGUGGUCCACAGGCUGACCGUCUUUGUGCUGGAGGUCGAACACCACAAGAACCAUCUGUCCAUGGAACAUAUCAAGAAAGAGGAACAGACAAGUAUUCGUAUGAGAACCCAUAUCAGCAAACCGUCGCAGGAUAUCAACAGAAUACAGCAUCCUCAACACCAAACAGUCAGCUGGCAGAACAAAGAACACAGUUCCCACCUGAUGCAGGGACAAGACAUGGAACAUAUAAUUAUCUGUAUGGGGACACAAACCCAUCAAUAGCCUCAUCAUAUCAACAAAAUGUAGCUGUCCCAUCAUCAGAUGAUUAUAACAAAGACAGGCAGGAUAAAAACUCAGCAACAAGAAAGUCUGGAUCUGCAUCCAAGACUUCAAAGAAAUCGAUUUAUAAUUUUGAUAUGCCCUAUGAAAUAGAAUAUGAAGGAAGACUGUAUGUGCGUUUUCAAGACAAGGUUUAUACUAAAUCUCAGUGGGAAGAAAUAGAGAGAAAAUUCUACUCUGGAUCCUCAGAAGCUUGAAGAUUUUUGUUUCAAUGUGAAUUUUAAACAGAUAUAUAUACUGUGAUAGAUGUCCAUAGAUGUAGAUUACUAGUACAUGUACAAGUAUUAUUCACUUAUAAUUUAUUAUCUAUUAUUUAUAACAUUUAAUUAUUUACCUUAUUUUAUUUUACAUGAUUAACAUUGUGAAUCAAUGAAAUAAAUGGAGAAUCCAGUCACAAUUAUCAAAUAAUUAUCAAGAAACUUUUUGAGAAUAUUUUUUCACUUUUUGUGAAACACUUUAUGACUUACACUAGGAUUUCCAGCCUCUAGUACAUAUAUUAGAAAUGUAUAAUACUUUCAUUGGCUAAAAAACUUAUUUUCAUUGUAUAUGCAGAUGUUCAAUGGUUGUUUCUCUCUUAAAUAGUAUUUCAUUGUUUACUUAAAAAGACAGGCAAUUAAUAAGUUAAUUUUGCAAACCUAUGCAUAUCCAUGUAGAAAUUGUUUGAAUUAGGAUUUUUAUCAUUGAAUAAACGAAAAAAAUUAUUGUGUUUUCCAUAAAAUAAUCUACAAAAGGACUUUGUGAUGUGUAAUGUUUUCAUCCUUUUUCAAAAAUUCAGUAAUAAAAAUUAAAUAGAGAAAGGCAUAAAAUGGCUGUCCUCAAGUGAAUCUGUCAACUUUACAUACAUGUAUAUACCAGUAAGUGGCUGUCCUCAAGUGAAUCUUUGAACUUCACUUAUGGUUUUGGUGAGCUAAAAUU